Esox lucius (northern pike) is the source of this 5171-nucleotide messenger RNA. RefSeq names its product thrombospondin-1-like. The transcript has 22 exons. NCBI's taxonomy places the organism in Eukaryota, Metazoa, Chordata, Actinopteri, Esociformes, Esocidae. The record is from RefSeq and is a predicted model, not a curated record. Gene Ontology annotation, cellular component: extracellular region. Gene Ontology annotation, molecular function: protein binding; calcium ion binding. The coding region runs from base 179 to 3697 and encodes 1172 amino acids. Gene Ontology annotation, biological process: negative regulation of angiogenesis; cell adhesion.
UAAGUAAAAUAGUCUCAGUAUCGGAAUAAAGACACAUCGAACUAGAAAAGGUUUUUAGCAAACAUUAUAUUUCUAACAACAUUCAACAAAGGAAAUAACUGGACAGGACCAUUGAGGACUUUUCUCAACUUAUCUAUUUGUGAUUUAUUUAUUUUAUUCAGGUAUCUGAAGUUUUAAGAUGAAGCUGACGGGAGUCUUUCUCCUUUUGGUGCUUUGGAAUUGUGAGGGCAGAAGGCUGGCAGACAGUGGAUAUGACAACGGUGUAUACGACUUAUUCGAGCAUUUGCCAGCGAACAAGAGGCAUCAAGGAGUUACAUUGGUAAAAGGCGCUGUACCCCACAGCCCAGCCUAUAAGAUCCUUAACCCAGACCUGAUUCCCCAGGUUCCCGAUAUCUCCUUCAGGAACCUCAUCGAUUCAAUUCAAGCUGAGAGGGGAUUCCUGCUAAUUGCACACUUCAAGCAGUUCAAGAAAACAAGGGGCAGUCUUUUUACUGUAGAGAAGAGUGACGGAUCGGGACCGAUAUUCGAAAUAAUUUCAAAUGGAAAGGACCAAACGCUGGACGUUGUAUACUCUACCGGGAACGAGCAAAAGGUAAUUUCCAUAGAAGAUGCAAAUCUGGCGACCGGACAUUGGAAGAAUAUUACGCUGUUCAUUCAGGACGAUCGUGCCCAGCUAUUCGAUGGGUGCGAAGAGAUAAAUACACAAGAAAUGGAUGUGCCCAUACAAAAGGUCCUGACGCAUGAGGUUGCCAACAUCGCCCGUCUAAGGAUUGGGAAAGGAGCUGUGAAAGAUAGAUUUAUGGGAGUUCUUCAGGACGUGCGCUUCGUUUUCGGAACCACUUUGGAGGCGAUCAUGCGCAAUAAGGGAUGCCACGGCUCCGAAACUUUGAUUGAUGUCAUUACCCUGGACAACCCCGUCAAUGGGUCCAGCCCGGCAAUAAGGACUGAGUACACUGGCCAUAAAACUAAAGAUAUUCAGCAGGUUUGUGGCUUUUCCUGUGAGGAUAUCGCCAGCAUGUUCAAGGAGCUCAAGGGGCUUGGUGUGGUUGUAAAGCAGCUGUCGAACGAGCUCAGCAGAGUGACACAGGAGAGCCAACUGCUCAUGAACCAGAUGAACGUCCACAGUGGUGUUUGUCUUCACAAUGGCAUCAUGCACAAGAACAACGACGAGUGGACCGUGGAUGGCUGCACAGAGUGCACCUGCCAGAACUCUGCUACUGUGUGUCGCAAAAUCUCUUGCCCCCUGAUGCCUUGUGCCAAUGCCACUGUGCCUGAUGGAGAGUGCUGUCCACGUUGUGGACCCCUGACUGGCCAUGUUGAGGAUGGCUGGUCCCCAUGGUCUGAAUGGACCCAUUGUUCUGUGUCAUGUGGGCGGGGCAUCCAGCAGCGGGGUCGCUCCUGUGACCGCAUCAACAGUAACUGUGAGGGCACCUCUGUGCAGACCCGUGACUGCUAUCCUCUGGAAUGUGACAAGCGCUUCAAGCAGAAUGGUGGAUGGAGCCACUGGUCUCCCUGGUCCUCCUGCUCUGUAACCUGUGGUGAGGGUGUCAUCACUCGCAUCCGACUCUGCAACUCCCCCACUCCCCAGAUGGGAGGGAGAGACUGCCAAGGACAGGGUAGAGAGACCGAGGUCUGCAAGAAAUCCCCUUGUCCAAUUCCUGGUGGCUGGGGGCCCUGGUCUCUGUGGGAUGCCUGCUCUGUUACCUGUGGAGGUGGACUCCAGACCCGCCAGCGUCUUUGUAACAACCCCACCCCCAAAUAUGGAGGGAAAGAAUGCCAGGGUGACGACAAAGCAUCUCAACUGUGCGCCAAACAGGACUGCCCUAUUGACGGCUGUCUGUCAAACCCCUGCUUUGCCGGCUCUAAGUGCACCAGCUUUGACGAUGGUUCCUGGAAGUGUGGCGCUUGCCCAGUGGGCUACACCGGAGAUGGCAUCAACUGCAUGGACAUUGACGAGUGCAAUGAGGUCCCUGAUGCAUGCUUUUCUCUCAACGGAGAGCAUCGCUGUGAGAACACUAAGCCAGGCUACAACUGCCUUCCCUGCCCAUCUCGCUACUCAGGCCCACAGCCUUUCGGAAGAGGAGUGGAGCAAGCCACAGCCAAGAAACAGGUGUGCACACCACGUAACCCCUGCCUGGACGGCAGCCAUGACUGCAACAAGAACGCUAACUGCAUCUACCUGGGUCAAUAUAGCGACACCAUGUUCCGAUGUGAGUGCAAACCUGGUUACGCCGGCAACGGCCACAUCUGUGGAGAUGACACAGACCUGGAUGGAUGGCCCAACAAAAACCUUCUUUGCGUGGAGAACGCCACCUACCACUGCAAGAAGGACAACUGUCCAAGCCUUCCCAACUCUGGACAGGAAGACCACGACAAAGACGGACUUGGUGAUGCUUGCGAUCCCGAUGAUGACAACGAUGGGAUCCCUGAUGAUAGGGACAACUGCCCUAUGGUCUACAACCCAGCACAGUACGAUGUGGACAGAGAUGACAUUGGCGAUGGCUGUGAUAACUGUGUGCAUGAGAGCAACCCUGACCAAGUCGACACGGACAGUAACGGAGAGGGCGAUGCCUGUGCUAUUGAUAUCGACGGGGAUGGCAUUCUAAAUGAGAAGGACAACUGUCCAUACGUAUACAAUGUGGACCAGAGAGACAGUGACAGUGAUGGAGUUGGAGACCACUGCGACAACUGCCCUCUGGAGCACAACCCAGACCAGAUUGACUCUGACUCAGAUCGUGUGGGAGACAAGUGUGACAACAACCAGGACAUUGAUGAUGAUGGUCAUCAGAACAACUUGGACAACUGUCCUUACAUCUCCAACGCCAACCAGGUCGAUCACGACAAGGACGGCAAGGGAGACGCCUGCGACCACGAUGACGACAACGACGGCAUCCCCGAUGAGAAGGACAACUGCCGGCUGGCCUUUAACCCUGACCAGCUGGACUCUGACGGCGAUGGUCGUGGAGAUGUCUGCAAAGAUGACUUUGAUCAAGACAACAUACUCGAUAUCUACGAUGUGUGCCCUGAAAACUUUGCAAUCAGCGAGACAGACUUCCGCAGGUUCCAGAUGGUACCACUGGACCCCAAGGGCACCUCUCAGAUUGAUCCUAACUGGGUGGUUCGCCACCAGGGCAAAGAACUGGUGCAGACUGUAAACUGUGACCCUGGCAUAGCUGUCGGGUUCGAUGAGUUCAACGCAGUGGACUUCAGCGGAACAUUUUUCAUUAACACGGACAGAGACGAUGACUAUGCUGGCUUUGUGUUUGGCUACCAGUCCAGCUCCAGGUUCUAUGUGGUGAUGUGGAAGCAGAUCACACAGACCUACUGGUCUCACACCCCAACCAGAGCUCAGGGCUAUUCUGGAGUGUCCAUUAAAGUUGUCAACUCCACCACAGGACCUGGGGAGCAUCUGAGAAAUGCCCUUUGGCACACCGGUGACACUGCUGGACAGGUGCGUACUCUCUGGCACGACCCUAAGAACAUUGGCUGGAAAGACUACACUGCUUACAGAUGGCACCUAAUCCACAGGCCCAAAUCUGGACUAAUUAGAGUUGUGAUGUAUGAAGGCAAGAGAAUCAUGGCAGAUUCUGGCAAUAUCUACGACAAGACAUAUGCUGGUGGAAGACUAGGCAUGUAUGUCUUCUCUCAGGAGAUGACAUACUUCUCAGACCUCAAAUAUGAAUGCAGAGAUUCUUAAUCGGACCAUAGAGAAGCUCUAUGAAGAAUGUAUCUACCUGCUCAAAUAUAAAUGUAACGUAUGACCUGGGAACAUAUCUUUAUUAAUCUUUCUCUUAUGACGCACAUUGGUGGAAUAGCGAGCAAGUGUGUGGCAUUGAGGCCAACUGACCUCAGGACAUAGGCCAAUUGACUGCCCUAUGAUGACCCCUGCACCAUGAGCAGGUUUAGCAUAACUUUGCUACGUGAAGCAAUCAGUCUCUCUCAAUCUCUGAAGGUUGUUUUCUCUUGCGGUACUCUGCAUGGGAGAGAGGCAGACAUAUUUCUAUGCACUUCUGAACUAGUUGAAAUCCCUCUGUGGAUGGAGGUCCAAAUGGACAAGUUUUUCUUUAUUUUCUGACAUUACUUCAGAUCUGCUGUGGAUUCAAAAGGACUUGACUUAUUUCCAAAUGAAGAAAGCAGUAGGAGAUUUUCUCCAGAUGGGCCAGAAAUGCCCCUUGAAGGAAUUGUUGAGGGACUGUGGACAGUAUGGAUUGACUGUUACUAUCAAUGAAAGUGAAUGUUUGUCUGUGUGUAUGUUACCAAAGAGCUUUGUAAUAGACACCUAAGCCAAUUGUACUCAUGUCAUUCACCAUUUGAAAUUCUAGAUACCUAUUUCCCCUGAGUCUAAAUUGUUUUAUAUUCACUAACUACGCGGCUUGUAGUAAACCCUUGCAGUUCAUGUCAGUAUGAACUAGGUCCUCAGGGUUCGAUCAAGCUUGCCAAGUGAUUUCUCAGGAAAAAAACAUUAGAUGAUGCAUGAAAGAAGCACAGAACUAGAACCCAAAUCCAAUAUAGACUACUAGGAAACAACACAACUUCUAUUUUGCCAGAAUUUCAGGAAGACAUGGGGUUUCCUUAGCCCAAAGAUUAAUGAUGAGGGGGGUAAAACACACGGGCCAGUCUAACCUGCCUUGAGAGGACUAUUUUUACUAAGGUUGUACAUAAAUUAUUAUUUAUUUUGUUUGUUACUAGUUUAAAAGUAUUGACACAUGAUCAGUUGGGAUACCUCUUAUAAGUCAUCUCUGUGUCUCACGUCACAAAAACCCUCUCCAAAUAACUGGAAUCUUGGAACUGGGUUAAAUGUCUCCAUAAGUCCUCUCAUAGCAUGGUACAGUAUUAUAUGUCACGCCAACCUUCUGAAAUAUACAAAUGAGGUGUCAUUCAAAUCACAUUGUUCUUCUGCACAGUACGUCUGACUUGUUUGUUUGAAAAUGUGUGUACCUUUCUGAUGGGGGAAACAAAGGAAAACCUUAAUGUACAAAUAUUACCUCAUUAUUUUUUUUUAUAAAAAAAAGAAACAUGAGAGUAACUUUUUAUCAGCAGAGUAUAAUUGGUUGGCUUCAUUUUAGUGUCACUGUAGUACAAUCUUUUUUAUGCUGUAUAUAAGAUAUUUUUUUAGCAAAUAAUUCCCCAACAGGAAAGUAAUUGAUAAAAAAAGGUUUCUGAAAUAUGUU